Durusdinium trenchii is the source of this 567-nucleotide messenger RNA. NCBI's taxonomy places the organism in Eukaryota, Dinophyceae, Suessiales, Symbiodiniaceae. The record is from the annotation of a GenBank genome assembly.
AUGGAAAGGCUACGCAGCAAUAUGUGGUCUGCUGAAACGCUUUGCAGGGGUAUCUUUCAUGUUGCAGAGCAGCCAACGCAGGGUAUGGAUGCAGCUGCAGUUGAAGAGGCUAUGAAGCGGGAGCUGAAUGACUUGGAUCCGGACGUCUCUGAUGAGAUUCUCCGGAAGGCUGGCUUCCAGUGGCAGGCCUUCCCAGUGCAGCCGGAGGGGGAGCACAUUGAACAAGAAGAGACUCAGCCUGGUGACAUCCCUGGCCUUUCCAUAGGAUUGCCGCAGGUUCAACACCAAGAGGUUCAGCCGGGUGGUGCUGAGAUGGAACAGCCAGGCACCCCUACCUCCUGCAUGAGACUUUUGGGAAAUGAAGGGAACGAGAUUGAGAUGUCCGACGGUGAAGAGGUUACAGCUACGUUGGUAGACCCUUACGGUGACAACGCAUCGAUGGACUACCUUGAUCAGGAUUCCCAUUGUGAUGAUGAUAGCUAUUUUGCUGACUUAGCCUGUGCAAUGUCAUCAAUACACAUGGAUUUGGACGAGAAGCCAGAACCUGAACGCAAGGCCACUAGGUAA